Messenger RNA from Mucor velutinosus, 936 nucleotides. RefSeq lists its product as uncharacterized. The transcript has 8 exons. Gene Ontology annotation, molecular function: GTPase activator activity. Lineage: Eukaryota; Fungi; Mucoromycota; Mucoromycetes; Mucorales; Mucoraceae. Gene Ontology annotation, biological process: activation of GTPase activity. The record is from RefSeq and is a predicted model, not a curated record. Bases 1 to 936 code for a protein of 311 amino acids.
AUGCUCCAACUUCAAUCCAACGUUGCCCGACAAAGACAACAAUUAUACCAGAAUAUGCAGCAAGAUGAAGCUCUGUCUAUACUGAAUGAUUUCAAUGAAAUUUUACAAUCUGAGGUCUACGUAGAUCUCGAAAGACUGCGGAUACUAGCUCGACAUGGCAUUCCUGCUGAAUUGCGUGGGGAGGUCUGGAAAUUUCUUUUGGGUGUAGAGCAAGCAGAUCGAUCCAAAGAAUUGUCCAGCUCCAAGGCCAGAAGUGAAGAGUAUGAUCAAAUGGACAAAACUGACCCAGAAAUAGCUAGAAAAGUUCGAGGAGAGGUUUCUCGGUAUCAAUUACGAACACCUGAAUUGGCCGGAAAACACUAUACUGAGCGAUUCGCAAAUAUAAUUACAGCAUUUCUGAAUACAAAUCGAGAUGUUGAAUAUCACCCAGCACUGGUUACUUUGAGCGCACCAUUUAUACAUGCACUCGAGAAGGAAUGCGAUGCUUAUUUUUGCUUUGAGCGAUUAAUGCAAGCCAUUGUGGACGAAUACGAUACCCAUAACACCGUGAAAGAACAUGUUGCCAACUUCAUGACGCUUUUCCGAUAUGUUUUACCAGACUUACGAAACUACUUUGAAGAGGAGGAAGUUGAUUUAAAUGAAUUCACAACAUCUUGGCUACAAUAUCUGCUAUCAAAAGAGAUGAAAUUUGAUAAUCUUGUUCGACUGUGGGAUUCAUAUUUCUCCAUGCCAGAUCCAUUAGAAUUUCAUCCAUUUGUUUGUCUUGCCAUCUUGAGAAACGCUCGAGAGAACCUAGAAGAUCUUGAACAAUCCGAGAUUCGCACCAUGCUUCUUCGUCUCCCUUUUAUGGAUAUGCAACCAAUAAUUGCUGAAGCCUAUAAUCUACGUCAUGAGACGAUGGAAAGACAAUUGUUUGAGGAAAGCGAGAUGCUGUAG